Molecule: messenger RNA, 1111 nt
Organism: Strongylocentrotus purpuratus (purple sea urchin)
Lineage: Eukaryota; Metazoa; Echinodermata; Echinoidea; Camarodonta; Strongylocentrotidae
Exons: 3
Coding region: 143-709 (188 amino acids)
Source: RefSeq, a predicted model, not a curated record
UAUAAUAUUGAAAUAUAAAUACGAAUGUUGCUCUGCUGUGGCCUUUACCGAGUGCAUUCCUGUGCUACCAUACGUUUCUUAACUGAAAUCAGCUCUUUGCCGUUGGAACAAGUUCUAGCAAGGAAUAGCAACAAUCUUGAUCAUGGGCAAUGCAUCUUCUUCCCCUCGGAUUCACAACAACACUGAUGAAAUACUGAAGAUUGUUUGCACGGACAAAGACGGCAGAGAAACAAGUCAGAUUGUGAGGAAAAUGGAUUCGUGGCAGCCGACGAUCCCGUACGGCAAGGUAAUCAUCUCGGUCUACAUCCUCGCCGAAGGUGUCCCGGUAGCUGGUCAGGGAGAUGCCGUCCUGAGUGCAGCAGAGUCUUGCUAUGAUUUCACUGUUCAACUUGUGAAAGGAAUGGUCAAUAUUACACAGGAUUACAGCAAUCAGUCGAGGAAAAUUGGGGAUAUUCCUCGCAUCACAAACGCGACAAAUGGAACACUGACGAUCCUCUGUACGGAUAAAGAUGGCAGAAAGACGAGUCAGAUUGUGACGUCACAGAACAUGUGGCAUCCGUCCAUCCCGUCAGGUCCUCUCACAGUAUUUGCGUCACAUCUUCAAAGUGGCUUCGACAAGGACGUAGAAGGAGCAGUCUACACCGCAACAUCUUCUGAUAAUUUUACCGUUAAACUUGUCGAAGGAAGACUCAAUAUUAAGCUUCAAUAAAGCAAGAUAGCGUUGCUUAAUUAGCCAUAAAAUUAUAAGUCGGGAGGAGGGUGGGGGCUAUUGAAAAUAGGAAGUGAACUGAACUGAGGAUUUUAUGUUGUUUCAUCAUAUUUGAUUUGUCAAGCUCAAAUAUACAUAACAUUUUAAAAAGAGCAGUACGAAGUACCAACAAAAAAAGAGCACACGAGGAAUUGAUAUGGCCUAUUAGAUUUCGAGAGGUUAAACGAAGAGAUCCUAUAAUUUGCAUACAUGCAAAACCUGUGUGGGUUCUUGGGUGCAUGUUUUCGUGUGUGUGUCUGUGUGUAAUUUGAUUUUUACAAACGUGCGUCGAUCGGAUGUAAUAGGGACUUUUAGAUUUGCACGUCGACAGCUUUGACUGCAACGUGUGACGUCAUUUUAAGG